GGCGAAGGAGAAAUCAGCAAAGCUUCAUUUAAAUACAAGAUUUCUGUGGAUACCCUAAAAUAUCAAAAGUCAUAUUAUUCACCCCCAUUUGCUACGUCGGAAAAUAUGUUUUGGCAGCUAAAAUUUGAUUUGGAAUGCCAAGAACAUCCAGAAUAUUGCUCGUUGUGGCUUGUAGCCUUGGCAAAUCCACAAGAGAAUGUUUCUACGGAUAUUUGGUUGGAUAGAAGUGAAUAUUCCGCUACUUGUUUUAUGAAAAACCCAUACAAAGAAAUGAACUUUGGGAAAUUAGAAAACUAUAAUAUUAGAUCUUGUCUUUAUGGAUUUGCAAAAUUUAUUGAAAAGAAUAAACUUCCAAAAGAAGGCGAAGUGACAAUCGGUGUUCGAUUUAAUAAAGUAAUUUUUUCGUCAGAAAGAUCCACUCAAAUAUUUCCUUCUCCCGAGUUUCCACCUGAACUUAUCAAAGUAUGGAAAUCCGAAUGUAAUAAAAGCUCAAUUUCAGAUGUAAAAUUUAAUUUUCCAAAUCAUGAUAAUAAAUGUGUAUACGCUCGUGGUACUAUUCUUACUGAACGAUCUGAAUACUUUAAGGCAAUGUUACAACAAGGGGUUUGGAAUGAAUCACAUAUAUCAGAGUCAGAUGAUGAUGCUAGAACAAAUGAUGUUAAAAUACCUAUGGAAAGGACGUCAGAAAAAACCACAGAGUUGCGUGAGAAAUUAUCAACCUUUGGAAAAUUGUCUGGU
This is a messenger RNA of Racocetra persica, 738 nucleotides long. The record is from the annotation of a GenBank genome assembly. NCBI's taxonomy places the organism in Eukaryota, Fungi, Glomeromycota, Glomeromycetes, Diversisporales, Gigasporaceae.